AUGGGGUUUCGGGAUGCCAACGUUCCCGAUCACGUCUGUUGCCUCAAGAAAUCGUUAUACGGGUUGAAACAGGCUCCUAGGGCGUGGUAUCAACGCUUUACCGACUUUGUUGCUUAUCUUCUUCUAUAUGUCGAUGACAUCUUGCUGGUCACUUCUUCUGCCAACCUUCGCGCUACUAUCAUGUCUCAUCUGGCAAAGGAAUUCGCCAUGAAGGACCUCGGUCCCCUAAGUUUUUUUCUUGGUAUCUCCGUCAAGCAUCACAAGGACACUAUGUUUCUAUCUCAACAGGCCUAUGCUCAGGAGAUUAUUGAACGAGUCAGUAUGUCCUCUUGCAAUCAUGUGCACACCCCAGUUGACACACAUGCCAAACUUAGUGCAAGUGUUGGGGCUAAUUUUCAUGACCCGACUUUAUACCGUAGUCUGGCCGGUGCUCUUCAGUACCUCACCUUCACAAGACCCGACAUAAGCUAUGCCGUGCAACAAAUAUGUAUCCAUAUGCAUGCUCCAAAAUCGGAUCAUUGGAAUGCACUGAAGCGCAUUAUACGUUACAUCCAAGGUACUACUUCAUUUGGUCUCACCCUCGGCCCGUCUCCUACGCCUCAACUGACCGCAUAUACUGACGCGGAUUGGGCCGGGUGCCCUAACACUCGCCGGUCCACUAGUCUAUAUUGUGUGUAUUAUGGUGACAAACUUAUAUCUUGGUCUUCCAAACGGCAAGCUACUAUUUCUCGUUCAAGCGCGGAAGCUGAAUAUCGGGGAGUUGCUAACGUAGUCGCAGAGGUUUGCUGGCUUCGCAACCUCCUUUUGGAAUUACAACGCCCUCUUUCACGUGCCACUCUUGUUUAUUGUGACAACGUUAGCGCCAUUUAUCUUUCGGGCAACCCCGUCCAACAUCAACGCACUAAACAUAUCGAGCUAGACAUCCACUUCGUGCGUGAAAAGGUUUAA
This is a messenger RNA of Helianthus annuus (common sunflower), 948 nucleotides long. RefSeq lists its product as uncharacterized. The transcript has 2 exons. Bases 1 to 948 code for a protein of 315 amino acids. NCBI's taxonomy places the organism in Eukaryota, Viridiplantae, Streptophyta, Magnoliopsida, Asterales, Asteraceae. The record is from RefSeq and is a predicted model, not a curated record.